Salvia miltiorrhiza (redroot sage) is the source of this 984-nucleotide messenger RNA. RefSeq lists its product as uncharacterized. The record is from RefSeq and is a predicted model, not a curated record. The transcript has a single exon. Bases 44 to 844 code for a protein of 266 amino acids. NCBI's taxonomy places the organism in Eukaryota, Viridiplantae, Streptophyta, Magnoliopsida, Lamiales, Lamiaceae.
GCCAUAUCUGAAACAAUUAACCUGAUUCAAUCCCAACUCAAAAAUGGAAAAUCAUGGCGCAGCCGCCGAGGGUGGCAGGAUUCUCGCCACCACCUUCCUCAGCCUCCUCCUGCCCCUCUCCUUCCUCCUCCUCGCCCGCCUCUCCGCCGCCCGCUACUUCUCCUCCGCCGCCACCGUGAAGGAUCACCAAAUUUCCUUCUUGACGUCUCUUUUCCUCCGCAGCGACACGACGCUAAUCCUCAGCUUCCUCGUCAUCGCCGUCGCCGUCGAAGCUCUUGUUCGAGGUUUCAACGGUGACAGACCAUCUUUCAAAUUGCACAAACGGCGUCGCUUAUGCGUCGGGUGGGUUCUGAUUUUCCUGAUGCAAGUUUGUCUGAGUUUAGGGAUUCACCGCGCCGCCGACGUCGCGGAGCUAAGUGGUUUCGCGGUCGGAAAUCUGGUUUCGCCGAUAAGAGUGGUUUUCGUUCUGGGGCUGCAUGAGAUGACGGUUUUCUGGCGGCGGAGCGUGGUGGCGCCGGUGGUGGACGAGACGGUGAUCGGAUUCUCGCGCGAGGGCUUUGGCUGGGUGGAGGAGGUGGUAUUGGCGGCGGGGUUUGGUAAUCUGUGGUGGAGGAGGCUGAGGGAUGAGGCGGAGGCGCUGGCGGUGCUGCCGUGGGCCAGGGCGGAGCUCGAGAUGGACGUGGAGGCGGCGGAUGCUGUGGGGUUGGUGUUGUAUUAUUUGACGGUGGCGAUUGGCGGAGUUAGGGUGAUCAAGGGUUUCUCGAGGGCGGCGAUGUGGAUUUCCGGCCGUCGCCGAUGGGAGGAGAAGAAAGGGGUUAACGCCGCUGUCAUUAUUCCCGUUUAAUAUAAAUUAUCUAAAUUCUUUGGGUUGAGAUUUUCUCAUGUUUUCAUGAUCUCAUGCUAAUUAGUCAAUCAAGAAAUGUAGUAAUUAAUUUUUUUUUUACGAAAGAAAUGUAAUAAUUAAUUAAUAAACCUUAUUAUGCA